AUGGACUGGGAGAAGUCUUCAAACUGUUCCAGAGUGAACUCCUCUACUCGGGCCUCUUCUUCAUCCCCACCCAUGACUGACUCUUCACCCACCUCGUCCUCCUCCUGCUGGAACUCCUCUCAUCCUUUCUUUUCCGCCUCCCCGUUUUCAGCCCCAUCUUUUUCUGGUCUGGAACUCCUGUACGACCUGAAGCCCAUCUUUAUCCCCCUUUACUCUGUCGUGGUGCUGGUCGCCUGCUCCGGCAACCUCCUCCUGCUCUUCCUCAUCUGGCACAACAAGAAAAGACACAACACCACAAACUUCCUCAUCAGCAACCUGGCACUGGGAGACCUUGUCAUGUGCAUCUUCUGCGUCCCCCUGACUGCAUCCUACGCUUUUGACCAGCGUGGAUGGGUGUUUGGACCCCACAUGUGUCUUUUUGUCUCCAUCAUGCAGUCUGCAGCCGUGUACGCUGCCGUGUUGUCCCUCAUGGCCAUCGCAGUGGAUCGUUACGUGGUUGUUGCUUAUCCCAUCCGCAAAAGAGCAGGGUGCCAGUUCUGCUGGGGUCUAGUGAUUCUGAUCUGGCUCUCCUCUCUGGCGUUAUCCACACCUACAGCCCUGCACACCGUUCACCUGGACCUGAGGGCUGCGGGGCUUCAGAUGGCCGUGUGCGAGGAGUUCUGGGAUGGACAGGAGCGAGGCCGUCUCAUCUACUCCUGUUUCAUUCUCUUCUUCUCCUACUUUGUCCCACUGGCUGCUGUCUCCAUCUCCUACUGUGCUAUAUCCUAUCAGCUGAAGCAGAGGAACAUGUCGGGCUUGACGGCGUGUCAAGAGCUGAAAUCCGCGAGGUCAGUGUGGAGCAGACGGAGGAGGAAGACCUUCUACCUGCUGCUGGUGUCCGUCCUCUGCUUCGCUUUCUCCUGGCUUCCCUUACAGGCGGUGAACCUGAUCCGCGACCUGGACACAGACUUCUCAAUCUUAGGGAAGAAUUACGUGAACAUCAUCCAGGUCUCCACUCACCUGAUCGCCAUGAGCUCCGCCUGCUACAACCCUUUCAUCUACGCCUCAUUGCACAACAAGUUCCUGUCCUACCUGUGUCGCCACCUACUGCCCCAGAGGAGGAGCAAAGGAAAGGACAGGGGUCAAGGGUCAAGCAUCCUGACAAUGUCACACAGAGUGCUGCGCCUCCACACCUCCACGGAGAUACCAGAAGCUUCCGCACAUAACGUAAUUCCUCAAGACAACUACGCUUAA
Molecule: messenger RNA, 1233 nt
Organism: Notothenia coriiceps (black rockcod)
Lineage: Eukaryota; Metazoa; Chordata; Actinopteri; Perciformes; Nototheniidae
Gene: prlh2r
Product: prolactin releasing hormone 2 receptor
Exons: 2
Coding region: 1-1233 (410 amino acids)
Biological process (GO): G protein-coupled receptor signaling pathway
Cellular component (GO): neuron projection; plasma membrane
Molecular function (GO): neuropeptide Y receptor activity; neuropeptide binding
Source: RefSeq, a predicted model, not a curated record